This is a messenger RNA of Colossoma macropomum (tambaqui), 1389 nucleotides long. It is a transcript of the gene map1lc3cl, whose product is annotated as microtubule-associated protein 1 light chain 3 gamma, like. Gene Ontology annotation, biological process: cellular response to nitrogen starvation; autophagy of mitochondrion; macroautophagy. Lineage: Eukaryota; Metazoa; Chordata; Actinopteri; Characiformes; Serrasalmidae. Gene Ontology annotation, cellular component: autophagosome membrane; cytosol; autophagosome. Gene Ontology annotation, molecular function: ubiquitin protein ligase binding. The record is from RefSeq and is a predicted model, not a curated record. The transcript has 4 exons. The coding region runs from base 65 to 445 and encodes 126 amino acids.
UGAGUGCACUUCUUCCCGAGGGAACUCAGCAGCAGCCUCCGCCACACCACCACCACACGCAGACAUGCCGCCCUUCGAGAGGUCCAUGGAAAUGAUGCCUUUCAAGCAAAGGAAGUGCCUGGCCACAAGAAAAGAUGAAGUCUGCACAAUUCGGUCCAAAUUUCCCAAUAAGUUGCCGGUCAUUGUUGAGCGAUACAUUCGGGAGAAACAGCUUCCUCUGCUGGACAAAACAAAGUUCUUGGUCCCUCAUGAACUCACAAUGGGGCAGUUUCUGUGUCUGCUCAGGAGUAAGAUAGCGCUGGAGGCCUCCCAGACUUUGUACCUUCUGAUCUCAGGAAAGAGCAUGUGCUGUAUGACGGCCAGCAUGGCGCAGAUAUAUUCACAGCACAGAGAUCCCGACGGCUUCCUCUACAUGACCUACGCCUCGCAAGAUAUGUUUGGCUGAGAAAAGACAUCAGGGCCUCUUUAGGGACCACUCCAUUAUCUCCAUUAUCUCCAUUCUACAGUACUGACUGACCGAAGCUCUACUACUUUCAUCUCUCCCCGGUCCUGCUGAACGUCAUCACAUCAUGCAGAUCUGGCCAAGAACAUUCCAUUUUCUGAUCUCUACUCUGUUUCAGUUCUUUCUAAUUUUCGUAAGGAGGAGAAGAAACAAUACUGUAUGUGCCCUGUCACAAGUUAACGCGAGUUGCAACACAGCUUAAGAAUCAUGUCACUCGAGCACUUAUCUUCGAGACACAGGCGUCUGGUCGUGACGUUCUGAGUUUGUGGGACUGCCGUGGAACAAAGGACAUGUCCUGGGAUUCCAUAUCCUUCAGCUAGCUGUCACAGGAAGAGGGAGAGAGGAAGAGGGUCCAUGUCGGGGUGACAAACAUUUUCCUUCUUUGUUUUCUUUGUUGUGUCAAUUUGCUUGUCUCCUGGAAACAGUCCUGUUGGAAAAGAGCUGAAGAGACUGAGCCAUUUUGAGUACAAAUACCACCAAAUGUUUACAGUGAACAACACAGUCAUGUACUCUACCUCAACUGUUAUUGGGAAAGCUAAAAAUAAACCUGUUAUGCCCUUUUAACUCAGCGUCUGCAUGGUCUGUAUAGCAUUUUUGAUUUGAUUUAGCUCAAUUCUCAAUGGCACUCAAACCAACGCACUUUACAAAAAACAAUUACAUAAAAGUAAUAUAAUGACAUUAAUUACUUAUGACAUCAAGUAUAAAAGCACUAUAUGAGAAAUUCUGAAUUGAAUUGAAUAUUGAAUUGAAAUCUGAACUUAUAGUUCUAAAACAUCUAAAUUCAAGCCUUUUCAAAAGCCAUUCUGAUGAGUUCUGAGUUGGACAAUGGCCAACAUGGAAAGGCCCAGGGCUGGAAGUGCUUCUCCGCCAGCCAAUAGACUCCUCAG